UUGUAAGCUGUGUAAAGAAUAAAUAUGAAAUUAAAUGAGAGAACAACGGUAUAGAAUUCAUUAGUUUAUUUCAUUAGCUUCAAAAAUGAGAGAGAAAGCCACGCAAGUUAAACAUAAAAUAUUAUAGAUUUUGACUCAGCCCCCAUUGUGUAUGAAAUCGAAAUUAGAGAGAAAAAAUGAAUUGGACAUUUAUUAUCUGAUGUUCCGAUUAAUCCAUGACUAUUUUAUCUUCAGUGCUUGACAGAUAAAGUUGGUAAAUAGUAGUAUGACUGUUAAGAAAUCUGCAGAAGAUUAUCCGACUUCAGCAAGUAUGUCUGACAAUGGUGUCGAACAGUCGUCGAGUAAUCGACCCUCAAUCAGCAGUUAUGAAGAAGAAGAAGUUUAUUCGAAUACACAUUUACACAAUGUUUCAAAAAACAUUUUACAACAAAGAUGCUUCGAAGAAAUAAGCAGAAACAAAGCUUCAGAAACGUCCUCUAGAGUUCAAGAAGAAUCAUCAAUUGCUGAGAAUCAAACAAACAUAAGAGGUUUAAUUUGGAAUCCACUUCUGGCUCAUAGGCAAUAUCUAGCACAAAAAGAAUGCAUAUCCACUAAUUCUGAUAGUAACAGCAUCAAGGAAAAGUCUAUUACAAUUCGCUCUUCUACACCUUCUGCUAUAGAUUCACUAAGAGGAAUGGCUGCAAUGCAAUUUCGCAAAGAAUACGCUCCAGUUUGUAAACCAUAUGAACAGAUUUCGCCAUCUAUGUCUUGGAGCGAUGAAAAAGACCCAACAGCAAUCGAAAAAAAUGAUGAAGUCAAAUUACGAAAAUCUGAUACAACGAGUGAACCGAAACCGUGGAAUGAUGCGGAAAGCACACAACUUUAUCAAUAUGGCAUCUCGUCAAAUUCUCACACGGUACCUGCUUUGGCACAACAGAAAAUAAUGGAAUUUUGUGACGAGUCGUCGACUGAAGAAAUAUCCACAAAUCCAACACCAGAAGAUUUAGAUGAAGAUGUUUUUGAUGAGGAAGUCACUGUUGACGAAAAAGACGAGCCGAUUUCUAUAAAUAUCAAUGACAAUGAUUCAAAUAUGCUUGACGAUAAAAAUUUGGUUAAACCGCCAUAUUCGUACAUCGCGCUUAUAACAAUGUCGAUAUUGCAAUCACCGCAUAAAAAACUGACUCUCAGCGGCAUUUGCGAGUUUAUUAUGAACAGAUUCCCUUACUAUCGUGAGAAGUUUCCUGCUUGGCAAAACUCAAUCCGACAUAAUUUGUCUUUGAAUGAUUGUUUUGUUAAAGUUCCACGCGAGCCAGGCAAUCCCGGCAAAGGGAACUAUUGGACAAUGGAUCCAGAUGCCGAAGACAUGUUUGACAACGGCUCUUUUCUACGUCGCAGAAAACGAUUCAAGAGACAAAGUCGAAAUCCAUUGCGGGAUCACAUGAUAGCAGCAGCAGUAAAUGGAGUUCCAGUUUCAUAUGGAAGACCCUAUGGAAUGGGGUUAUCGGGACCCCAAGCUGCUGCAUUUGCCGCCGCAUUCAACCCCUAUUCUUACUUACACCAGACGAUGCCACCUUUAUUGGAUCAUUCUCAACUUGCGAGCAGACAAGCAGCCGCCAUUUUUGGAUUUGGUGGGCCAAACACAGGAUCGCACCUGCCUAGUUUGAACCCAACAUCAGCACAAAAUGCAAUUCUUCAAUCCAUAAUACCGUCAUCUACCACACACUGUACACCUCAAAGUUUACCAAGCCUGGGAAAUGUUAUUCACCCGAUGUAUUCUUCGAUAUUCGGCAGUAGAAAUCAUAGUUCAACGAGUUCGCCUCCACUGGAAAGCUUAAAAUUGAAUUCCCCGCGAGGAUCAUCACCUCGUGAACAUUCAAAAUCGUCGGGAUUUUCAAUUGAUAAUUUGAUUGGCAAAAAGGAAGACAAAAUCGAGCCUCCUUUGAAACGAAAAUCGUGCGGGGAAUCUGAAAACUCACAAUUUAAACGACGAAGGAAUUCAAACUGUUCAUGUUCAUCGAAUUCUUCACAUGAUCAUGCAAUACAAUCGAAGAAACACGAAUCUAGAACUGAGUCUAAUCGUUCCAGUUCGGAUAGUGACCAGGUCGGUGGUGGUUCUUUCGUCCCGCCGAGUUUGCACCGCACUAGUCCCGGUGUGUCAUCGGGAAGUUCUCCGAUCCACGAGAAUCGCCGUAAAAACAAUGGACAAUAUCAUAGUAAAGCAAUUUAUAAUUUCGAGUCAAAUCAAAGCAAAUUUAUGAAGAAUUCAAUAACCAGCGAUGACAUCGUUUCUCAAAUGAGAGCUCAUGAUAACUCAAGCUCUGCGCUCCGGGGAAAUUUUUCAACCGUUUCCCCCGACCAAGGAGCAAUUUAUAACUCAUUAUUAAAUGCUGCCAUGGUCGGGCGAAUGGCAGGUUUGACAGGGAUACACUCAAAUCCAAUUUUGUCUGGUGGACCAUCUCCCCCAGGGACAUUUAACACCAGUCCGAACCCCUCAUUGCGGCCAAACGCACAACUAAAUUCAAUACUCAGCUCAAACGCACAGAAUUUUCUUAAGCCAGUCAUAGGAUGGCCUUCUAUGGGACCGUUUAUGUAAUUUAAUAAAGAUUUAAACAACAAGAACACAAUACAUACCAAAAUUUAUAUACAAUGUAAUUUGUGUCAUGUGGUGUAGAUGUAGAAAAUUCAACAAUGUAUUUUAUUUGUUAAUAUUACUUUAAUAAUUUUUUUUAUCGUAUAAUUGAAUCAAUUUUGAGAUUUUUUGCAAUUGCUGCUACAUAAUUGUAAUUCUGCCAUAGAGUAAUUUUUAUGCAGUUUAUUUCACUGAUAUGUUUCAUAAAAGUUAGAACAAAUGACGACAUGCUGUCCAUGACCAUAUGUAACUUAUUAAAUUUUACAUCGGAUUGAUGACGCCAUCUUUUAAUUCAGUAGUGGUAUUUUCUUUAAUUCAUUUUUUUAUCAAAUCGGAGACAAAUGCUAUAAUGUUUGGUUUGAAAUGCUGUUGAGUUUAUUGCAAUAAGGUUUGUGUGAAAGUGAGUAUGUGAGAAUCGGUAGAAAGUAAUUUUAUAACAAUAUUUGAAAUAUCUAAAAUUGAAGUCAUGCUUUUAUAUGUAUAGUGUUAAAUUUGAUGAUAGAUUUUACUGGAUUCUUUGGCAACUCGACUUCUAUAUUCUCCAUACUUUAAUUUAACAGGUUUGUGAGUUUCUUUAUUCUAUAUGCUGGCACAUGUUCGUAUUGCAUUGCGUUAGUAAUUUCCUGGUGUUGUUUUUAAUGAAACACGACCAGGGGUCGUAAUAAUAAACAGAAGUUAUGAAAAUUCAAUAACAAACGUCACUAUUUUCAUUUCACAAAUUGAAUAUAAAUACUACAUGAAAUGUAUUUAUACAGUUUAAUUUUUUUUCUGUAUUUGAAAGUAUUUCAAUAAAUUGCAUUGUCUAUUAUAGGAUGAGUAACUUUUACUAAAUUAGAUUAGAAACGGUCGAAUUAAGGUUUGGAUUAUGAUAUUAAAUAUUUUUUGUGUACUCUUUUGUUAUAUCUUACUUCUUUUUGCAAUUUGAGUUGAAACUGACGUGGUAUAAUUGUUUUUCAAUAUUAAAAUAUUUCAAUUAUGGAA
Messenger RNA from Styela clava, 3589 nucleotides. RefSeq lists its product as uncharacterized. NCBI's taxonomy places the organism in Eukaryota, Metazoa, Chordata, Ascidiacea, Stolidobranchia, Styelidae. The record is from RefSeq and is a predicted model, not a curated record. Gene Ontology annotation, molecular function: DNA-binding transcription factor activity, RNA polymerase II-specific; RNA polymerase II cis-regulatory region sequence-specific DNA binding. Gene Ontology annotation, biological process: cell differentiation; anatomical structure morphogenesis; regulation of transcription by RNA polymerase II.